AGCUGAGCUCUCAGCAUGGUCCAGAGCAGCGUUGGCUUCUCUCCCCACUGGAAGGGGCUAUUUUGUCACAUGAGGACAUAUCACCCCCACAAGAAGACUGUGGUUGAGUUACAGUAUUGACAACUUAUACGCACUGCAUCCUCUUCAGUGGAGAUCUGGCUGAAACCUAGUGCCCGAGAAACCGCCACCCCCCUGAAGGGACAAGGGCACAAGGGCCGGGAAAGAAGGAAGGCCACAAGUAUUGGGAAGAAGGACAGAGGUCACAUCACAGCUGCUUUUCCUGCACCCAAUGCAGCAGAAGCUAGCCUGAGAGAACCAGCUUAGGACUUACAGCCAGACACAGCUGUGUGUGCAUUUGUACAAGAGGCUACUGCGAACACGUGUUUUUUCUUCCAGGGAAGUGAAGAGGGGUUUGGGGCCAAAACCUGAGACUAAAUGAUAUAGCUGUUUCUUGAAAUGUUUCUGCAAUCAAAGCCGUGAAGAUGGAAAGAAAGAAAAGGAGCAUUGUUCCUCCGCAGCCAGAAGAAAAUCCAGAAAGCAGCAACGUAGUGGAUGGAGAUUUGGGAGCACAACUGGAUAUGUUGGCAAAAGCACAUGAGUUCUUUCAGAUCUGUGAUGUGGAAGGGAAAGGAUUCAUUGCUCGUUGUGAUAUGCAGAGGCUUCAUGGUGAGUUACCUCUUAGCCCAGAAGAGCUGGAGAAAGUAUUUGAUACUCUGGAUGCAGAUGGCAAUGGUUCACUUACUCCAGAGGAAUUCACCACAGGAUUUAGCCAGUUUUUGUUUGGUCGGAAGACAUCUGUUUGUGAGAUACAAGAAUGUGAAACUGAAAAUGUGUAUCAGUCUGAAUUAAAAGGAAACAACAUGGAAAGCAACGAGGAAGAUCAAUUCUCAAAUCUUAUGGAGAGGCUUGGAGCUGACAAUGUCUUAGAAGAUGAGAGUGAUGUAAAGCAACUCUGGUUGCACCUUAGAAAUGACGAACCACAUUUACUUUUCGGUUUUGAAGAAUUCCUGGCAAGAGUUUUCUCUCAGCUCCAAGAAGCUGAUAAUGAAAAGAGUGAGUUGGAACGUGUCCUGAAAAGGAAAAUUGCCACCUAUGAUGAAGAAAUCCAGCAUCUCUAUGAGGAAAUGGAACAGCAGCUGAAAAAUGAGAAAGAAAAAAUUCUUUUGAAGGACACAGAAAGGUUUCAGUCUCGAAGUCAGGAUCUGGAGCAUAAACUUAUAACAAAAGAGCAGGAACUGGAACAAUUGACUCAGAAACAAAAGAGGUUAGAGGGACAAUGUAAAGAGCUGCACGAUGACAAGCAUGAGACCAAAGUGGAAAACACCAUGUUGAAACUUACAAACAAAGAGCUGCUGAAGGAACUGGAGGGAACAUCCAAGGAGUUAAUCAUUGCCCAACAGCAGUUGCAGAUGCUUCAGGAUGAGGCUGGAAAGCUGCAGGAAGAAAAGGAAAUGGAGGUUUACAGAGUGACAGAAACAUUACAGAGGGAGAAAUCAGGACUACGUAAGCAACUGGAUUUUUUAAGAGAAAGGAACAAAUACCUUAGAGAUGAACAUGACAUGUGUUUACAGAAAUAUAAGACUGUUCCAACCGCCAGCUGGAAACAAAGAUCAGGCUCGAUUAUUGGCAAAUAUGUGGAGAGAAAAAGUUCACUGAAGAGCCAAUCUUCAGAAGAUGAUGAUACAUUUAGCACCUCAAGGAGAAGAAAUUCCUUUGGCUUGAAUGGGUAUCUUUCAAUAGAUUCUGACCGUGCUACUGGUGGGGGACUGGCCCAAAGAAAGCAUCUCCAAAGAAUAAUAUCAAUUGAAGAAGAUCAUCUGCCCCAACUUCUUGAUAACCCAGGAGAGACAACACUAACCAAAUGGUCUGAAGAAGAUGAAAAUAUUUUGCCAGAAACAGAAAUGAAUGGGAUUCAAAUAGAACCAUCAUCUGAACUGACACCUUCCUCUCCCACGGUGCAGCCAUUAGGAAAAGAAACACUGGCAAAUGAUGAACAGUUGUGCUUUGCCCCAAAUGGUUUAUUCAAGAUUGUUGUCGUGGGCAAUUCAAGUGUGGGAAAAACGUCCUUUUUAAAGCGUUUCUGUGAAGACCAUUUUUCCCCAGGCACUGCUGCUACAGUUGGUGUGGAUUACAGUAUGAAAACAGUGCCAGUGGAUGACAACCAAGUACUGCUGCAGUUCUGGGAUACUGCUGGACAAGAAAGGUACCGCAGCAUCACCAAGCAGUUCUUCCGAAAAGCUGAUGGUGUGAUUGUGAUGUAUGAUAUAACAGCAAGAGAUACAUUCACUGCUGUGAAGCAAUGGUUAGUGAGCAUUGAGGAAGCCAUAGGGGAGAAUAUUCCUGUCCUAUUGCUUGGUAAUAAAACCGAUAAUGCAAAAGAACGUGAGGUCCCCAGUGGACUAGGAGAGCAUCUAGCCAAGGAUUACAAUUUGAUCUUCUAUGAAUGCAGUGCCUUGUCAGGUGACAACAUGAAUGAGUCUGUACUUCACCUGGCCAGGAAUUUAAAAGAACAAGAAGACAAAGUGAAGGAAAAGACUAUUCAGCUGCAUCAAAUGUCUAAGAAGAAGACUUGUUGUCUCAAAUAGGGGAAAUGAAUGCCCCCCGUUUCCUAUUAAUAAAGAAACUUAAUGUUUACCUGCUUCCAACUUCCAUUGUUGUCUCACAGUACAGCCAGGAGCAUUAACCAACAGUCGAAAACACCUGGAGAGCACCAGGUUGAUGAAGGCUGCAGAACAGUAUACUGAAUUUUGCUAACAAUUAUUUGGCUUAUGCUGUGUUGUAAAUAAUGAUGAGGUAGAAAUUCGAUUCAGUUUGCAUUUAAAGCCAAAUCCAUCAAAUUCACACUUCCUGAAACAAUAGGAGAACAGCAACACAGCCAUCCUUUGAAAUUCACGCGUCUUAAUUUUGUGAUACAAGCAAGCAGUGUUUACAAAAAUGCAUAUAUUAGGGGAAUGUAUGCAAAAAUGAAUGUAGUUGUGAAAAUAACAUACACAAAGUGUUUAUUAGGAGAAAGUUGCACUAAAAUGGUGAAGAAUUUUCAUGAAGUGAAUUGCUGCAAAAAUGUGGAGAAUUUAUGACUGGAAAAAUUAGAAACUGAGAAAACGGAAAUUGACAGAUCCUCCCAUCCCUAGUUGUAAGCACGUCCAGUUUACCGGCCCCUUCCAUCUCUACUACUGCAUUUUGCUUAUGGUUUUCUCCUGGGAAAGAUUAAAAAAAAUAGCGCUGUGUGCUAAACCUCCAACCUCCAUUUCAUGAAUUGCUUCACCCACACAAAGGAAAAGCUGAUUUCACAAAAGGGAAAGAAGUUGGGAGUAAGGCUAUUCUUGCUUGCCAUCUAAUGAGGUGAGUGAGUGGCGUGCGCUCCCUUUUUAAACAUCUUUCUCUUAAGUUGUAAGAGAAAUCUCUGGCACUCUUGAUGGAAUGACGUUUAAAAUGAAUCUCAUGACUUCCUGUGAUUAUUCAGGUCUGUUGUGUUUGCUGAAAUUUUGAAAGACACACAUAAAAAGUAUGUGUGUGAUUCUGGGUAGAUUUGAAAGAAUUUUCCAGAAACGGCAGAUUUAGGCCAAUUCCCUCAGAACAGGGAUAUACCAAAUUUUAGUGGGUGCAUCCAUGUCUAAUUGCUUUGUGAUUACUCCAGAUAAAUAAAACCAUAAUGCCAUUUUGUUAGUGGAAUGUUUUAAUUGGGAUAUUCUGAAAUCAUUAUAAGAACUAUUGUUGGAAUGAAAAACAUAAAUGAAACCAUUUUAAUCAUUUCUCAAUGAAUUACUUGGAAAGUGGCUCAUGAUUGUCUUUAUACCAAUCUUGAGAUAAAAAAGUUUCGAAUAAGUUUUGAGAUAUACUGAGAUACAUACAAAUCAAAUAGUGAUUUAUUUGUCCAAUUAUAGAUUCUUUUUAAUUUGACUCUGUAGGAUGAGGCCUGCAAGCCUUACAACUAAAAUUACAAGCUCUACAGUUGGUACAUUUUGAUAAAGAAGGUGAAAUAGAACAUUUGAUUCAGUCUCGAUUGGAGAUUUUUUCACAACUUUGAACAGAAAAGUCUACUCAAUAUUGUCUUUUCAGCAUCUAAAAAUGCCAAGAGGGUUUCUUUAUUAGUUUGCUUCACUUUAUCAAUUAAGGCUGCAAUUCUAUAUCCACUUACCUGGAAUUAAGCCUCUUUGAACUCUCAUUGGAUAACCUUCUGGGUAAACAGAAGAAUUUGCAUUAUUUAUACCAUGGUUUCCUUAUGUUGUUUUUCAUAUUCCUAUUCAAUAAAAACUAAUACAUCUGAAUGAACUUACUUAUGUAAUAUAUUGAAAUGAUUUGCUGAUACUAUUCUGAAUCUUACAUAAUUAUUUUACAGAGAAACUGUUCAGUAAGAAAUUUGGACAGAUGCAUACCUUUAGGAUUAAAUCUACCAUAACUUCUAAUCUAGUAGUGCCUCUUCUUCCUUCCUUUGAUGUCGUUCGCAGUGACUAAGAUUUCCACAAAACAUUUGUAGUAACUAGUUGUCUGACUAUGAAGGCCAGGAGUUUUAUGCUGCUUCAGUGUUCUAAUGAAUGUAUGUUCAUUACGUUCAUGUAUGUUCUUAGUAAAUCAUUUAUCUAAUUCUUCAACAUGUGCUG
Molecule: messenger RNA, 4601 nt
Organism: Rhineura floridana
Lineage: Eukaryota; Metazoa; Chordata; Lepidosauria; Squamata; Rhineuridae
Gene: CRACR2A
Product: calcium release activated channel regulator 2A
Exons: 21
Coding region: 483-2585 (700 amino acids)
Molecular function (GO): GTPase activity; GTP binding; calcium ion binding
Source: RefSeq, a predicted model, not a curated record